UAUCCUACUCGCCGAUUCAGUCGAUUUCAUGCCAGACAAGUCUUUGCUCGAGCCAACUUUCCGUUGCGAGCAUACGGACCCAGAAGAGGGAUGGCGCUUCUCAAGAUCGGUCUGUUCGGCACUGUUGGCUACUUCGUCGCGAAGAAGCUUCUUCAAGACUCGAAUGAGCCACUUCAAAAUCCUCAACAAUGUGCAUCGUGCGGACAUGAGCGGCAGCAAGAAUCCAGGCAGCAACCGACGAACGUUCCACGGACGCCAUACCAUUAGCAUUUUGCAGUCAUCAGCCAUGAUGCCAGUCAGCCUCAACAAUCAGCCCUUUCCUAGGUUCAGUAGUCAAC
Messenger RNA from Penicillium canariense, 338 nucleotides. RefSeq lists its product as uncharacterized. The transcript is spliced from 2 exons. NCBI's taxonomy places the organism in Eukaryota, Fungi, Ascomycota, Eurotiomycetes, Eurotiales, Aspergillaceae. The record is from RefSeq and is a predicted model, not a curated record. Bases 91 to 267 code for a protein of 58 amino acids.